This is a messenger RNA of Helicoverpa armigera (cotton bollworm), 1404 nucleotides long. RefSeq names its product lactosylceramide 4-alpha-galactosyltransferase. The coding region runs from base 39 to 1025 and encodes 328 amino acids. Gene Ontology annotation, biological process: glycosphingolipid biosynthetic process. The record is from RefSeq and is a predicted model, not a curated record. The transcript has 3 exons. Gene Ontology annotation, molecular function: hexosyltransferase activity. Lineage: Eukaryota; Metazoa; Arthropoda; Insecta; Lepidoptera; Noctuidae.
AAAAUAACAGCUUGUAUAAAACUGUAGUUGAAAAUAAAAUGACCAGAACUCUUAUAUCCAGGCUACAUAUCAAUUUGACUGCUGCAGCAGUAUUCAUACUAAUACUAAUAAUCACCAAAGGUAUCAUCUAUUCUAUCAUUGAAGACUCGUUGCCGUCCGCAGAAGACCCGAGCUUUGUUCCGGGUGCAAAGUCAAUAUUCUUUCACGACACAUCUUGCCGAGGCGGCCUGACUAUACGUCAAGCGUGUUCGGUAGAAGCAGCCGCCAGAGCACACCCUGAGCACAUUAUCUACGUGCUGUUCAGCUGUCCAGUCACCAACUACGCGCAGAAGACGACCUGCCUCGCGAAGCUCCUCGAAUUCCCCAAUGUGAAGUUCCUGAGAGUCGACAUUACUGAAUUUUCCAAAGGAACAGCCGUGCAGUCUAUAGUACUCAACGAUAUAAAACUUAGUCUAUACCCAAAACAUCAUGCAGCCGACAUACUGAGAAUAUUGACCCUUAACAAAUGGGGUGGCAUAUAUCUGGACACAGACAUGAUUGUGACGAGAUCUUUAGAGCAUUUUCCGAAGAAUUUUGUCGCUAAAGAAAAUCUAAAUGACGUCGCUUCGGGCAUCCUGUCUUUUGCGAAAGACGGAAUUGGUGCCAACAUAACUAAUAAAAUUCUCAAAACCAUGGGCCAAGACUAUAACCCAACGGCUUGGUCAAUUGUUGGUCCAGCAGCCAUAGACAAGGUGCUGAAAAUGUACUGCCCUCAGCUGAUUCACUCGCCCUACUACAGUAACUGUCAUGGCAUUACAGUAUUCACCUUCGAGUUGUUCUAUCCAUAUUACUACACGGAGACCGCAGAUAUAUUUAGUGCUCCAACAGAAGAUUUCGACUUGGAAGGACCUUACGCUUACCAUAUGUGGGACUUCUUGUCGCAUAACAUAUCUAUUCACAAGGACACGGUGUACGAAAUUGUUGCUGGCGCCUUCUGCCCUACGAUCCAUGACACGUACAGAGAUGAAUUUUGUGUAGUAGUUUGAGCAGUAGAUUUAGUGGUUUGGAAUAUACAUAUUAUUUUCGGUUUGCCAGAGCUUUGUUUCACUUUGGUGCGCAACCAUUUUUCUGUAGAAAUUAUUUUUGAAGCGUGAUUUGUAUCUUCAGUGAUAUAUUUUUAUUUUGCUGUUUCUUUAAACUAACUUAAAGUUUUAAUGACGCAAAAUAUUCACAACAUCAUAACAUAACAUUUGACACAACACAUAACAUUUGACAAACAAACAUAUUACAUUUGAGCAUAAUAUUAAUGUCGAUAUCUACAUUACCUAAGUAGGUACAGUCAACUUGAGGUCAGUGGUAACAGUUUUAUAGGAAAAUCGUACGUAUUACUAUUGAGUUAAGGUGCAUGACAGUUACCACUGAUGU